Molecule: messenger RNA, 345 nt
Organism: Tinamus guttatus (white-throated tinamou)
Lineage: Eukaryota; Metazoa; Chordata; Aves; Tinamiformes; Tinamidae
Source: RefSeq, a predicted model, not a curated record
GUAGACCGUCAUUUAAGAAAACUGGACCAGGAACUUGCCAAAUUUAAAAUGGAACUUGAAGCAGAUAAUGCUGGAAUAACGGAAAUAUUAGAGAGACGGUCUCUGGAGCUGGAUACACCAUCACAGCCUGUGAAUAACCAUCAUGCCCAUUCACACACUCCAGUAGAGAAAAGGAAACACAAUCCAUCUUCUCACCAUAGUACAACAGAUCAUGUUCCUGAGAAGAAGUUUAAAUCUGAAGCUCUUCUAUCUACUCUCACUUCAGAUGCUUCUAAAGAGAAUACACCAGGUAAUCUUAAUUGUCAUUGCAUUUUAUUAUUUUUUAAUGAUGGAAUGUCCUGUUUU